Molecule: messenger RNA, 4478 nt
Organism: Camelina sativa (false flax)
Lineage: Eukaryota; Viridiplantae; Streptophyta; Magnoliopsida; Brassicales; Brassicaceae
Source: RefSeq, a predicted model, not a curated record
AGACCAAAAAAGUGUACACAGAGACAGGAUUUAGGUAAACAAGUCUCGAUUUAGUGAUGAAAGCGAUGUCCACACUGCCUUGAAGAUCUCGAAUCAGGGUCGUCAAAAUAUUUGUCCUUUUUAUGUAUGUGGACGAGGAAUAUUCCGUAUACACUUAAGUAGAGCCGUGCUUAUGGUGUUAGCAAAAAGGCAUUUGCCUACAGCCACCAAAUUUUUUUUUUUUGACAUUUAGGCCACAUUUUGCCUUAAGCCACCAGGUGCCUGAGCACGGACGCACCGAUAAGUGAUUACACAGACAGAGAAAGAAAGAGAAAAAAGAAAAAAGGAGAGAGAAUGAGCUUGGUUUUCGCAAUUAAUGGGCAAAGGUUCGACCUUGAGCUCUCCUCCGUUGACCCUUCAACAACUUUGUUGGAGUUCCUUCGUUACCAGACUCCUUUCAAGAGUGUUAAGCUCAGCUGCGGCGAAGGAGGAUGUGGUGCUUGUGUUGUUCUUCUUUCCAAGUACGAUCCUGUUCUACAACAAGUAGAAGAUUUCACUGUCAGCUCUUGUCUCACCCUUCUCUGCAGUAUAAACCACUGCAGCAUUACGACUUCAGAAGGACUUGGGAACAGCAGAGACGGUUUCCACCCGGUUCACAAGCGAUUAUCCGGUUUCCACGCCUCUCAGUGUGGUUUCUGCACACCAGGGAUGUCUGUUUCUCUCUUCUCUGCACUCUUAGACGCUGACAAGUCUCAUUCUUCCGAGCUUACCGUUGUCGAAGCAGAGAAGGCUAUCUCGGGAAACUUAUGUCGGUGCACUGGCUACCGUCCGAUUGUUGAUGCUUGCAAGAGCUUUGCUUCGGAUAUUGACAUUGAGGAUCUUGGACUCAACUCUUUCUGUAGGAAAGGGGAUAAGGAUUCUAUUAAGAGCUUACCUCGAUUUGAUAGUGAGAAGCGUGUCUAUACAUUUCCGGAGUUUCUCAAGGAUGAGAUUAAGUCUACGAAUUCAGGGAUGUACCGAUGGUGCAGUCCAGCGAGUGUUGAGGAACUCCAUAGCUUAUUGGUAGGUUACAAUGCUAAUGGUAUUGGAGUUUCGAUGAAACUGGUUGCUGGUAACACAAGUAUGGGAUACUAUAAGGAUGAAAGAGAGCAGAGUUAUGAAAAAUACGUAGAUAUAACUCGAAUCCCGCAGCUGAAAGAGAUAAGCGAGAAACCGAAUGGGGUUGAGAUAGGAUCAGUGGUAUCAAUCUCUAAAGUUAUUGCUGCUUUGAAGGAGAUUAGGGUCUCACCGGAAGUGGAGAAGAUAUUUGGAAAACUUGCUACUCAUAUGGAAAAGAUCGCCGCGAGAUUUAUCAGGAACUUAGGUAGCAUUGGGGGAAACCUUGUAAUGGCUCAGAGGAAACAGUUUCCUUCCGACAUGGCCACCAUACUUCUUGCAGCUGGUGCAUUUGUUAACAUAAUGAGCUUGCCAAGAGGACUUGAAAAGCUAACACUGGAAGAGUUUCUCCAAGGAUCUCCUCUUGAGGCUCAUGAUCUGGUUGUGAGUAUUGAAAUUCCAUUUUGGCAUUCUGAAACAAACUCUGAAUUGCUCUUUGAAACCUAUCGAGCUGCACCGCGUCCAAAUGGAAACGCUCUGGCUUACCUGAAUGCUGCUUUCUUAGCUCAAGUGAAGGAUACAACGGUAGUUAACUGUAGAUUGGCUUUCGGGGCUUACGGGACCAAACACGCCAUUAGGUGCAAGGAAAUUGAAGAGUUUCUGUCUGGUAAAGUAAUCACUGACAAAGUUCUGUAUGAGGCUAUUACCUUACUUGGGAAUGUCGUGGUACCUGAAGGCGGUACAAGCAAUCCUGCUUACAGUUCAAGCUUGGCGCCAGGCUUCCUUUUCGAGUUCCUUUACACCUUAACAACUCACCAUACUACAGAUAAACCUUCAAAUGGUUAUAACUUGGAUCCACCAAAACCAUUACCAAUGUUGUCUUCUUCACAACAUGUUCCUAUAACCAAUGAAUAUAAUCCGGUUGGUCAACCUGUUACUAAAGCUGGAGCUUCCCUUCAGGCUUCUGGUGAGGCUGUUUAUGUGGAUGAUAUACCAUCUCCCACAAACUGCCUCUACGGAGCAUUCAUCUAUAGCACAAAGCCAUUCGCACGGAUAAUAGGUAUUCAUUUCAAAGAAAAUUUGGUACCUCAUGGAGUUGUUGCAGUUAUUUCUUGCAAGGAUGUUCCUAAAGGUGGGGAAAAUGUGGGUAUGAAGACUGGAUUAGGUUCAGUUCGCUUAUUCGCAGAGGAUUUCACCAUUAAUGUAGGCGAAUGCAUCGCCCUUGUGGUUGCAGAUACGCAGAGACAUGCGGAUGCUGCAGCAAAUCUUGCAGUCGUUGAAUACGAAACAGAGGGUUUGGAACCACCAAUCUUAUCUAUAGAAGACGCGGUCAAGAAAUCUAGUAUGUUCGACAUUAUCCCUAUCUUUUACCCACAACAAGUUGGUGACACAUCAAAAGGAAUGGCUGCAGCUGAUCAUCGAAUUCUCAGCUCGGAAAUACGUCUUGGCUCGCAAUACUUCUUUUACAUGGAGACGCAAACAGCUCUUGCAGUGCCAGAUGAAGACAACUCAAUUGUAGUAUAUAGUUCAAGUCAGACCCCUCAGUACGUACACACCUCUAUCGCUACUUGCCUAGGCAUCCCUGAAAACAACGUCCGUGUCAUAACCAGACGUGUCGGUGGAGGUUUUGGAGGAAAAGCUGUCAUGUCAAUGCCAGUUGCAACAGCUUGCGCGGUUGCUGCUACUAAACUGCAGCGUCCUGUGAGGACUUAUGUAAACCGCAAGACCGAUAUGAUAAUGACUGGUGGGAGGCAUCCAAUGAAGAUAACGUUCAGUGUGGGAUUCAAAUCCACAGGGAAGAUCACAGCCUUGGAGCUAGAAAUACUAAUUGAUGCAGGGGCUACUCUUGGUUUUAGUACGUUAAUUUCAGCAAAUAUCAUAGGGGCGCUAAAGAAGUACAACUGGGGCGCUUUAUCUUUUGAUAUUAAACUUUGUAAAACAAAUCUUCUAAGCAGAGCAAUCAUGAGAGCCCCUGGGGACGUGCAGGGUACAUAUAUCGCUGAAGCCAUCAUCGAAAAUGUAGCGUCUAGCCUCUCCUUGGAGGUUGAUACAAUAAGAAAGAUUAAUUUCCAUACAUAUGAGAGCUUAGCCCUGUUCUACAAGGAUAGUGCUGGUGAACCACAUGAGUACACUUUGUCUUCGAUGUGGGAUAAGGUUGGCGUAUCCUCAAACUAUGAUGAGCGGGUUUCAGUUGUCAGAGAGUUCAACGACUCUAACAUGUGGAGAAAACGAGGGAUAUGCCGAUUACCCAUCAUUUAUCAGGUUUCCAUGUUUGCAACUCCAGGGAGAGUAAGUGUUUUAAGCGAUGGAACAGUUGUUGUUGAGGUUGGUGGAAUCGAGCUAGGACAAGGAAUAUGGACAAAGGUGAAGCAGAUGACUAGUUAUGUUCUCGGUAUGCUACAAUGCGAUGGAACCGAAGAUCUCUUGGAGAAGACAAGGGUUGUACAAUCAGAUACAUUGAGCAUGGUCCAAGGGAAUUUCACAGGAAGUAGCACAACAUCGGAGGGUAGCUGCGCAGCUGNCUAUAUCUUUAUUACUUUUGAUGUGAAACAGAUACGUCUUGGCUCAUUGAAGGAUCUUUUGUGCAAGGACUUGGGUUUUUCAUGCUUGAAGACUUCUCGUUAUAUCCAUACGCAGGCUUAUGCUCAGUCCGUGAACUUAUCAGCUAGUGACUUGUAUACUCCAGAAGAAUUUCCCAUGCGGUACCUUAACUAUGGUGUUGCUGUCAGCGAGGUUGAAGUAGACCUUGUGACGGGACAAACUACGGUUCUACAGACAGAUAUCUUAUAUGACUGUGGAAAAAGCCUCAAUCCCGCUGUCGAUUUAGGACAGAUUGAAGGAUCUUUUGUGCAAGGACUUGGGUUUUUCAUGCUUGAAGAGUACAUAACAGAUUCAGAAGGACUGGUUUUGACAGACAGCACAUGGACAUACAAGAUUCCGACCGUUGACACCAUUCCUAGAAGGUUCAACGUCGAACUACUAAACAGUGGAUGCCAUGAAAAACGCGUACUCUCUUCUAAAGCCUCGGGAGAGCCUCCGUUGCUACUGGCAGCUUCGGUGCACUGUGCCACCAGACAAGCCGUUAAAGAAGCACGCAAACAGCUAUGCAUGUGGAAAGGUAAGGAUGGUUCCUCCAGUUCAACGUUUCAGUUGCCUGUUCCGGCUACAAUGCCGGUUGUGAAGGAGCUCUGCGGUCUAGAUAUCAUUGAAAGUUAUUUGGAGUGGAAAUUAUGCGCAAACUCAAAAUUGUGAGCAAUAACUAAUUUAUCUCUCUACUUGUUUCCAACUAUAGCAUAGAGAUUGACUUCUAUCACUGUGUAGGAAUAUUUUCAUUGUGCUCUGUUUCCUUCUAUCAAAAUACUCAAAAGCCAAUUCAAAAUUAUAAAUUAUAAAUGAUGUAGCAA